AGGUCAGCUGAGCCAAUGGGAGGAAGGGGAGGGGCCCGAGCAGCUGACUGCCGGGGCCGGUCACUCACGCCACGCUGCCAUGGCUUCCGGAGGGGAGGAGCCGGCCAGCAGCUCCCUGGACCGGGCGGAUGCCAGCCUGGACCGCUGCUCCCCCGACCAGGCCAAGGCCAGCGCCUCCAUGCUGGACAGCGGGGAGGACUUUGAGGUCCUAGAUGAGGAUGAGGAGGAGGACCUGAGUGAACUCCCCCCUUUGGAGGAUGUCGGGAAAGGGAACACGCCACCCAGCAAGGAGGGCGUGCAGGCUUUGGGGCCAGAGCCUACCGGGGAGGGGGCGGGCGAGGAGCCACCGGCAGCUGAGGAGUGGCUGGAUGUCUUGGGGAACGGCCUGCUCAAGAAGAAGACCCUGGUGCCUGGCCAGGGCGUGGAGAGCCGGCCGCGCAAAGGCCAGAACGUGACCGUGCGGCUCAGGGUGAUGCUGGAGGACGGCAGCGUGGUGGAGGAGAACCCCGGCCUCACCUUCACCCUGGGAGACUGCGACGUCCUGCAGGCGCUAGACCUGUGCACGCAGCUUCUGGAGACGGGAGAGACGGCCUCGAUCAUGUCUGAUGCGAAGUACUGCUACGGCCCCCAGGGCAGGAGCCCUGACAUCCCGCCCAACGCCGCCCUCGCUCUGGAGGUGGAGCUGCUGGCCGUGCAGGACGCCCCCGACCUGGAGCUGCUCAGCGGGAAGGCCAAGAUCAAACUGGCCAACCGCAAGCGGGAGCGCGGGAACUUCUACUACCAGCAGGCCGACUACGUGCUGGCCAUUAACUCCUAUGACAUCGCCCUCAGGGUCAUCAGCUCCAGCUCCAAAGUCGACUUCAGCCCUGAGGAGGAGGCUGAGUUGUUGGAGGUGAAGGUGAAAUGCCUCAACAACCUGGCAGCCUCUCAGCUCAAGUUGGACCAUUAUGAGGCCGCCCUGAAAUCUUGCAACUUGGUCCUGGAGCACCAGCCGGAGAACAUCAAGGCACUUUUCCGAAAGGGAAAGGUCUUGGCACAGCAGGGCGAGUACAGCCAAGCCAUCCCCAUCCUGAAGGCAGCGCUGAAGCUGGAGCCCUCCAACAAGACAAUCCACGCAGAGCUCUCCAAGUUGGUGAAGAAGCACGCGGACCAGAAGACUGUGGAGACAGAGAUGUACAGAAAGAUGCUGGGGAAUCCCAGCCCUGGCAGCACCCCUGUUAAAUGCAAAGACAAGUCACCCUGGUCGAUUCCCUGGAAGUGGCUCUUUGGCGCGACGGCCGUGGCGCUGGGUGGUGUGGCCUUGUCGGUUGUCAUCGCUGCCAGGAACUGAUGCCAGUCUGUGAGAGGCCUGGGGAGCGGCUGUGCUGGGCCUGGCAAGGUGAGCUCAGCUCGGUGCAGCGCUCCCUCCCCAUGCACUGCCAAAACGACAAUGAUGACGACGACUUCUCUCUGCUGGAGGUGAUCGGUGCCCCUGGUGACAGAUCCAGCACUCACCCCUGCCCCCUCCUCACACCCGCAGUCGCUCUGCUAGGAUGGGAAGCCCUGGCUUAUACCUGUACGUAGAGGAUGAAAGCCCCAAGUUGCUGCCCAGUCCAGGCACCAAGCUCCUGCCCCAGUCGUGGCUGCCAGGGGUGCUCUGCAGCAGGAGAGGGUACGAGAGGCUCCCCUGCACAGGGCUGUUGUGACCUUCGCCCCUGCAGCACCCGGUGGUAGUAGAGCAGCCCACGUGACCCAGCUGGUGCCACCCACCGUGGUGUCCUCGCCAGGCAAGGAGCAGCACCUGUGUGCUUAGGGGUGCAGCUCUUUCUGUGGCCUCAGCAGAAGGAGCAGGGCUGGGAGGGAAGGAGCCCAGGCCAGCCCUGCGUGUGUGGGCUGGGGUCCCUGGGCUGGCUGCUCUGCCCUGCCCUGUCCUGCAUUGGGGGGCUUCUCAGAGCGCCCUGACCCAUGGAUGCAGCUGGUUGUUGCCAGGUCCAGCAGCGGAGCGAGCGCGGCCUCGGCUGCCUGCCCCAGCCCUGCUAGCGCUGGCCAUCCCAGCUGUGCGGCUCCCCCUAUAGUGGACUCUAGCAUGCUGCUUGAUGCUGAGCUCUGCUUCCUGCAUAGGGGGUCCCCAGCACCCACCCUAGAUGCAGCCUGCUGCCGGAGCAGUGCAGGAGCCGUGAGCCUCCCAGAGCUCUCCAGGAGGGCUGCCUGCAUGGGCACACUGCUGGCCCAUGCCCCCCCCUUCACCAGCGUGCUGGGGCCAUGGGAGACACAGCUCAGAGCUGUCCCAUGCCCACGAUGCCUGGUGGCAGAGAGAGCUGGCAGGAACAACCCAGGAGGGGAAGGCCUGAGUGUCCCCACUUCCACCUCCUCCUGGCUGCAUCCUAGAUUCGGCCUCCCGGCAUUCCCCCUGCCUGGGCCACCUCUUCCGCCUUGCAGCUCUCUGGCCAGCUCGGUUCCUGUGCCUGCAUUUCCCAGCUGCUCUGUCUCUGUGCUGUGCCCCAGGGCCCAGCUGCUGUCUGUGGGCACGGCCCUGCCCUCUCUUCUGACUUCGCUGUGAAACCCCCAAUUAAAGGACAGGUCUCACUGCA
This is a messenger RNA of Gavialis gangeticus (Gharial), 2570 nucleotides long. RefSeq names its product FK506 binding protein 8 (gene FKBP8). The transcript has 9 exons. The record is from RefSeq and is a predicted model, not a curated record. Bases 80 to 1330 code for a protein of 416 amino acids. Gene Ontology annotation, molecular function: peptidyl-prolyl cis-trans isomerase activity; protein binding. NCBI's taxonomy places the organism in Eukaryota, Metazoa, Chordata, Crocodylia, Gavialidae.